Caenorhabditis sp. 36 PRJEB53466 is the source of this 1185-nucleotide messenger RNA. The record is from the annotation of a GenBank genome assembly. NCBI's taxonomy places the organism in Eukaryota, Metazoa, Nematoda, Chromadorea, Rhabditida, Rhabditidae.
AUGCGCCGCUUUCUCUCCAGUGUUCACUCGAGCCAGCCGAAAUUGUACGAGAAGUUGGUGAAAUUCGAGACGGAAAAGGGCAAAAUUGUGGAUUUGGCGGCCGUUUAUGAGGUAAUUUUCUUAAAGAUCACGUCGAAAGUGGGCUGUUUGUGCGCUCGCUUUUUCAUUUUUACGAAUUUCUAGGCUAGCGGCCGGAGAAUUUUCUUGCCCACAAUCUGCAAUAUCAUUUCAGGAUUCGCUCUCUGCUGGUUCUGCUCUGGGCACUGUCGUUGGAUUCCAUGGCUCUCCGGGCUCGCACAAAGAUUUCAAGUACAUCAGACAUCGUCUGGACGACAUGGGAAUCAGGUUCAUUGGAGUCAACUACCCGGGAUUCAAGCAUACUACCAGUUAGAUGCGAAUAUCUACACAUUUUUGCUAAUACAUAAUAUUUCCAGCGUAUCCGGGUCAAUGUCACGGGAAUGUGGAACGACAGAGAUACUCGGAGGCUCUGCUCAACGAGCUCGAUGUUCAAGGAAAAGUGAUAAUAAUGGGACACAGCAGAGGCUGCGAAAACGCUCUGAUCACCACGACUUCCCGCGAUCCGCACGGCCUGAUUAUGAUAAAUCCGACAGGACUGAGAAUCCAUAAAGGAUCGAGGCCGGAGGGAAACUGGAGUCGUUGAGCUACGUGCACAAGAAACUGCCGAAAAGGGUUGGCGACGGAGUGAUGUAUCAUUGUGAGUUGUUUUAUUUUGAACCUCCCCCCAAUGGGCUCCGCUGCAGUGCUCAAAACAGUCGGGUUAAAGUGAAGGACGGCGAAGAGGCGAUCGCGGUGAUCCGAACGGUCCAGAAGUGCGAUUUGGAGAAACAGUUGGAGCACAUUCUCAAGUUGAACGACAUGAAAACGAAGACGAUGAUAACUUUUGGAGGAAGGGAUCAUGUGGUCGAGAAGGAAAUCAUUUUUGAAGCACUUCAGAAGUACAAGGGAUUAAAACACUUUGUAAGCGUCUAAUGUUUUCCGUAGAAUAAUAGUGCAAGUUUGCAGAGUUUCAAGAAAGACAUAUCGGACGAGGAGAGGCGAGAGAUAAUUGGAAUAUUCAAGGAUCACAAGGGAGCUUCGGUGUUCGUCGCCAGCGACAAUCACUUCCAGAACAAGAAGCGAGCGGAUCUCGUUGCCGAAGCUGUUCAGUCCAUGCUAGUCCACUGA